AUGGUGUGGCGGGCGGCACUGCGGACGCACCCCAAUCGGGCAGCAGCGUCACGCGGUUGUGCUUUGCGCUCUCCGCUGCAGCUCCGUCUCCGGGCGACGGGGCGCUCUUCCACAUCUCCACGUGGCGGGGCGGACGUGCACUGCGAUGGCGGCCGACGGACGGGUCAUCAUAUUUAUUUGAGGAAACGAGAAAACACGAGCAAAACGAGAAAAAGAAAAUGCACGAGCAGCGUUUGGCAGGGUCAUGAUGUGCACAUGGCCCGUCGGCCCCGCACUCGCAAGACGCAGCACUGCAGUAACAAUAGCAUCGUGCAACUGUUGCGCUACUCCUCUCUUUGUCCUUGA
This is a messenger RNA of Trypanosoma cruzi, 345 nucleotides long. RefSeq lists its product as uncharacterized. Lineage: Eukaryota; Euglenozoa; Kinetoplastea; Trypanosomatida; Trypanosomatidae. The record is from RefSeq and is a predicted model, not a curated record. The coding region runs from base 1 to 345 and encodes 114 amino acids. The transcript has a single exon.